Molecule: messenger RNA, 1515 nt
Organism: Prunus dulcis (almond)
Lineage: Eukaryota; Viridiplantae; Streptophyta; Magnoliopsida; Rosales; Rosaceae
Product: serine carboxypeptidase-like 2
Exons: 14
Coding region: 35-1384 (449 amino acids)
Biological process (GO): secondary metabolic process; proteolysis
Molecular function (GO): acyltransferase activity, transferring groups other than amino-acyl groups; serine-type carboxypeptidase activity
Source: RefSeq, a predicted model, not a curated record
UUGUGCCAAAUAUAUCAAGUGGCUUUGUUUGCGUAUGAUCUUUAAUCUGCUGCUUUGCUCAAAGCCACAGCUGGUUACUUGCACAAUUAUCAAGUCCCUGCCAGGAUUUCCUGGUUCCCUUCCCUUCAAACUUGAAACUGGGUAUAUUGGGGCUGAUGAGAAAGAAGAUGUGCAGCUCUUCUAUUACUUUGUUGAAUCUGAAAGAAACCCAAGGGAUGAUCCUCUUAUGCUCUGGCUCACUGGUGGUCCGACUUGCUCUGGUCUAUCUGGGCUUGCUUUUGAGAUAGGCCCUAUGAAGUUUAACAUGGUAGAGUAUAAUGGUAGCUUACCAACUUUUGUGAUUAAUCCGUACUCAUGGACAAAGGUUUCCAGCAUAAUAUUUGUGGAUGCACCUAUUGGCACCGGGUUUUCAUAUUCAAGAAGCUCGAAAGGGUCCAGUGAUACUUUCUUUGUUAAUCAUAUUUAUGGUUUCCUCAAGAAGUGGUUACUCUCUCACCCUGAAUUCAUUUCAAACCCAAUCUACGUUGCUGGUGACUCAUUCUCUGGCAUGAUUGUUCCAGUUGUAGCUGAAGAAAUAGCGAAGGGUAUUGAAGCUGGAAGCAUACCAGAAAUCAAUUUCAAAGGUUAUCUACUUGGGAACCCAUCGACAGAUAUUAAUAUUGAUGCGAAUUCAAGGGUUCCAUUUGCCCAUCGACUCGCACUUAUACCAGAUGAACUCUACAAGUCAGCAAAAAAGAGUUGCAGAGGACUGUACACAGGAAUCAACCAAAGCAAUAAACAAUGUGCAAUGGAUCUCCAGGCUUUCUCAGUGUGCACUGAAAAAUUAAAUUUUGAGCACAUCUUGGAGCCUCAGUGUAGACCAAGCUCUGAUUCAAAUAGUAAGGACCACCAGAAGAAUCUCCUAGAAAGCUCGGAAGAUUCGCAAUUUAAACUUAACUUGAUUCAUCUGAGCCUUUUUCCAAAACUUCAAGAGCCAGGACUUGGUUUUCCAAAAUUUGGGUGCAGGGAUUACAAGAAUUUGCUGAUCCAUGUUUGGGCGAACGAUGAUAAUGUUCAAAAGGCGCUUCAUGUUCACAAUAGGAUUUUCUGGAUGAGAUGCAACAGCAGCAGCUUGCCAUACAGAAGAUAUUUCCAAAGUGUGGUUAGCUAUCAUCUAUCUCUCAACACGAGAGGUUAUCGAGCUCUAAUAUACAGCGGUGACCAUGACAUGGUGGUACCCUACCUGGGAACCCUCGCAUGGAUUAGGUCUCUGAACUUUACCGUCAUUCAUCUCUGGAGACCGUGGCUGGUUGACGGUGAAAUUGCAGGAUACUCAAGGAAACAUUCAAACGACUUUACAUUUGCAACUGUUAAAGUAAGAGUGCUUGUGAAUUUCCUACACUAAGGGAGGAGGUCACACAGCUCCAGAGUAUAAGCCUAAGGAGUGCUUUGCCAUGUUCAAAAGGUGGAUCUCCCAAGACCCACUGUGACCACCGUUUCCAGAGUUGCAAAAUUUUUAGUUACAUAAGCACCUUU